This is a messenger RNA of Oncorhynchus gorbuscha (pink salmon), 5044 nucleotides long. Its product is annotated as acyl-CoA-binding domain-containing protein 7-like. The coding region runs from base 340 to 2322 and encodes 660 amino acids. NCBI's taxonomy places the organism in Eukaryota, Metazoa, Chordata, Actinopteri, Salmoniformes, Salmonidae. The record is from RefSeq and is a predicted model, not a curated record. The transcript is spliced from 16 exons. Gene Ontology annotation, molecular function: carnitine O-octanoyltransferase activity; fatty-acyl-CoA binding. Gene Ontology annotation, cellular component: peroxisome. Gene Ontology annotation, biological process: fatty acid metabolic process.
UUGGCAGUCAGUAAACUGGGGUUGACUAGACAGUAUAGAGCUUUUGUCAAAUUUGACUUUUCGUAGCAGGUUAGGAGAAUUUACACAGCAUGUUAGGAUAAUUAACGUAGCACGUUAGGAGAAUUAGGUUAAUAUUUGGAAAAAGGUCAGAGUUAGCUCAAAGGCCAAAAUAAAUACACUUUUGACAAAAGCUGUAGCCUUUCUAGCCUUGACCUCUUACUGGGUGAAAGGUGAUGAGAAGCGCUGCAUACCCCACGAGCGGAGCAACAACACAAACUACCGCAAGCGCCUUCCUCUAGUCUAGUCUAAAAAAUAGCCGCAACAUUAUUUUUAUUUUGAAUGGACGAGCGAAAACAACUUUUCACAUAUCGGAAUUUGCAGAAUAUCGCAAAAUACUACGGUGACAUGACCAACCAGGUGUCAGAGUUCCCCACUGAGCGGACAUUCCAGUACCAGCAUAGCCUGCCUCCUCUCCCUGUACCGUCUCUAGAGGGGAGCCUCGCCAAGUACCUGGAUGCAGUGCGGCCAUUUGCUACAGAGGAGGAGUACCAGGUGACUGCAGCCGUAGUGAAGAGGUUUGGAGAAGGCAUCGGCAAAGACCUGCACCAAAAACUACUGCAGAGAGCCAGGACACGCAGGAACUGGUUGGAGGACUGGUGGUUGGAUGCAGCCUAUCUGGAAUUGCGUUACCCCUCCCAGUUGAAUGUGAACUUCGGAGGUCCUGCACCCUACCUAGAGCACUGCUGGCCCCCUACAGAGGGAGUACAGCUACAGAGGACCAGCAUAAGCAUGUGGCACACUCUACAGUACUGGGACCUGCUUCGCACGGAGAGGCUGGACCCUCAUAAAGCUGGUAAUGUGGUGUUGGAUAUGGACCAGUUCAGAAUGCUGUUCUGUACAUGUAAAGUUCCAGGAGUCACCAAGGAUACCAUCAUCAACUACUUUAAGACAGAGAGCGAGGGUCCAUGCCCCUCCCACGUGGUGGUGAUGUGUAAGGGGCGUUUCUUCUCGUUUGAUGCAGUGUGUGACGGACACAUUCUUACCCCUCCAGAGCUGCUCAGGCAGCUGACCCAUGUGAAGCAGUGUUGUGAAGGGGAGCCAGCGGGAGAUGGUGUCGCCGCUCUCACCUCAGAGGAGAGGACACGCUGGGCUAAGGCCAGGGAGUAUCUGAUAGGUAUAGAUCCAGCCAAUAAGACCAUCUUAGAGACCAUCCAGAGCAGUCUGUUUGUGGUUUCACUGGACGAUGCUAAACCCUACGCUACUGCAGAGAACUACACACCAGUGACCCGGGAAGCGCUGACAGGAGACCCCACCAUCCGCUGGGGAGACAAGUCCUACAACUCCCUCUCCUUCGCCGACGGAACCUUCGGAUCCAAUUGUGACCAUGCCCCCUAUGAUGCCAUGGUGCUGGUAACUCACUGUUACUAUGUGGAUCAGCAACUAAAAGCUACAGACGGCAGGUGGAAGGGCUCUGAGACGGUGCGGCCUAUGCCUCUUCCUGAAGAGUUGGUCUUCACUGUGGAUGACAGAGUCAGGAGUGACGUUGCACAUGCCAAGCAACAGUACUUCGAGACUACUCAGGACUUGCAGGUGGUGUGUUAUGCGUUCACCUCGUUUGGGAAAGCAGCCAUCAGACAGAGGAAGCUCCACCCAGACACCUUCAUACAACUGGCCCUUCAACUGGCUUAUUACAGACAGCAUGGGAGGUUAGGUAGUUGCUAUGAGACAGCGAUGACCAGAAGGUUCUACCAUGGCAGGACUGAGACCAUGAGGCCCUGUACCCUGGAGGCACAGAACUGGUGCCAUACCAUGCUCCUCCCUGCAGCCAGCGCUGAGGCUAAGAGGAAAGCCCUGCUGCUGGCCUUCAACAAGCAUAACAAACUGAUGGCUGAGGCACAGAACGGAAAAGUGGCGGGGGCGGUAACUUUACCCUGUCCACCAGUCUGGUUGGCUACACCACAGUCCUGGGAGCGGUUGCUCCCAUGGUGCACCAUGGCUACGGGUUCUUCUACCGCAUCGGAGAUGACAGGAUCGUGGCUUCCUGUACGGCGUGGAAGUCCAGUCGAGAGACAGAUGCAGAGACACUGUUCCAGAACCUGGUUACCUCCCUACAUGAGAUGUUACAUCUCGCUACCACAGCUCAGCUCUAACACACACACACACACACACACACACACACACACACACACACACACACACACACACACACACACACACACACACACACACACACACACACACACACACACACACACACACACACACACACACACACACACACACACACACACACACACAGAGUUUGUAGAUGGUAGUCAAUAAUAGUUUAGUUUUGCACAGAUCAAUGCAAAGGCACAACAAAUGAGUUUAUUUUGCACUUAGUGAAUGAUUCUCUGUGAUUUUAUGUAGCAGGGAUUCCCUGUUUUCAAAAUGUAUAGAUUGAAUUUCCUACCACGAUUCUGUUUAGAUUUCGUCUGUUUUUAUGUUGUGAGAAACAUUUAGUGUUAACCCAUGCCAUGCACUGUACACCGCUAAGCUAACAUACACAUCCUAACUCGCCGUCACCAUACACUUCCACUCUGCAGUGACCAGCGUAGCAUCGCGUCACCUGUCCCUGGUCAUUAUUUUUCAAAGCCAUUGAUUGGCUUUUCCAGAAGAGUGACUGAGGCAUAGAUGUUCUUGGUUGGUUGAAAUGACUCUUUUAGAACGUAACUUUUGUCGUAGCUGUGAAAUUGAGAAACAGAGAGAAACGGGUCAUGUUGUCUUUGACUACCGUCUCACCUCAGGCCUCAUGGGUAUUAUAUAAGGGCCCUACUCAAUCAAAACUGUUUUCCAGUUUCCACGGCAAGAAAAUGUAUUGUUUUUAUGUUUUGCACAUCAGUAGAGGAUUGUGCAUUUGGCUGGAUAUGAUCAAUGAAACAGUGUUUGGGUGAGACGGAAGGAAACCCAAGUAAAUUAUAAUGUGCCUUUUUGCUGUGUCCUUAUUUUAGUCUGUCCCCAGAGAUCUGCUCAGUGGUUUUGAUUGAAUAGCUCCCUAAUUGACCAGACUUUUUAGACUUUAAGCUGAUGAAUAGCUCUAUCACUCCUAUGCCAGAUCCAUAGGCUGCCGCCCUAUGCAAUAUGCCAUUUUAUGUAGUAGAUGUCUGUAAUAAUGAACAUUCCUGUCACAAUAUACCCAUGAUACAUCAUGGUUUUGAUGCUCUCCAACACGGAAUUGUGUUCAUACCUUUCAGACAGUCUUGAGAUUUUCAGCAUGUUUUUUUUGUUGUAAAUGAUAGAAAAGUGAUAAAAGACGAGCGCUGCAUUUGAUUCAAUCAACAGAAUGAAAAGAAGCUGUUUUAAUGCCUAAAGUAAUGAAAAUGAUGUAACCCACUUUACAGUAGGAAAAUUAUAGUUUUGACUUGACUGACAAUGUAAACUUGGAAAAUGUUUUAUUGAAUAUGAAAGUUGUUUAGUGUGAUUGAACUGACAAAUCAAAGUGAUUGAAUCAUGUCAUGAGCCCAAAUAUUCAAAUAAAACAUCUUUAUUAAUGAUACCUGUUUACAUAAGGAAAAAAGUAAUGCAUACAUACAGUACAUACCCAAGCAGAGGUCAGUUAAUUCAGUGCAACGUAGAAACAGGAAGUGGUUUGUAUCAAUAUACUGUUAGUGCUUGAGCCCCAACCCUCAGGUGUGUGUGUGCAUAUCACUCAACAUAUUACCUACAGUUAAGGUAAACAAAACAUUCAGGAACACUUUGGUCCUUUUAAAUACCUCAGGCACUUCCAGUAGCAUGAGCAUAGCACAGAGACAGUUUGGAAGGCCACAUCUCAUGAUAAUUUAAAAAAGAAUUCCUCUCAACAUUAAAGGGUGAAUGCAGCUGUUUUUUAUCUCAAUAUCAAAUCAUUUCUGGGUAACAAUUAAGUACCUUACUGUGAUUGUUUUCAAUUAAAAGGUUAAUUUAAAAAAAAUGUACUUCUUAGCGAAGAGCAAUUUCUCAAGCAAUAAUUUUGCUAGGUCUGUCGGAGUGGGGAGGGGAAAACUGAAAACAAGCUGUUAUUGAGAGUUUGGAACUCUUUCCUAUUGGUAUAUUAACCAAUGUAUGCCUGGUGAUGUCACCAGGCAGGCUAAAACUCCAUCCCAGCAAAGCAGGCAGAAAUUUCAGGCGGGCUUUUCAAACAGCUCCUUACACUCAAAUUUUCACAAUUUUAGAAUCACCUUUAUUCUCUCAUAGUAUGGAAAUAUGUAAGUUGGUAUACAGAUGACAUACAGUGGAUGUACAAUUUUACAGUAUGAGUAUGAAUAGAUCUAAAUGCAUUGCGAUGAACAGAGUGCAAAUGAAGUGUAGUGCAGUUAUUUUGUGUACAGUGUUAUUCCAACCUGAUAGUGUGGAAAUAUAUAAAGCACAGGGAAAUCUAGUUUUUGACUGCACUGGGCCUUUAAAGGAAAACUCCACCCAAAAACUAUAUUUUGGUAUUUGUUUCAUUAAUCCAUUGUGGACAUGGUCCCAAAUGUUUUGCUUGUCAGCACUCAAGUUUUCAAGAUAUGUAUAACUUUCAAAAUACAGAAAUCAUCCCUGUAUGAUGGAUUUUGAUUCCUAUGAUAUGAUGCAAAAUGCAUCAUUUUAUUUAUCUAGGCAAGUCAGUUAAGAACAAAUCCUUUACAAUGAUGGCCUAGGAACAGUGGGUUAACUGCCUUGUUCAGGGGCAGAAUGACAGAUGUUUACCUUGUCUGCUCGGGGAUUCAAUCUAGCAACAUUUCGGUUACUAGUCCAAGUGGGGAGGAUUUCUGUAUAUUGAAAGUUACAUAACCUGAACUAAUGAAAUAUAUACCAAAAUAUAGUUUUUGGGUAGAGUUUUACUUUAAGCCAAAACAAUUGAAUAAAUCAAUGUAAUAAUCUGAAUGUUGAGGAUACACACUGCUUCAGCGUCUCAUUGGCUUAGUUCUGUGCAGUUUACAGUAAUGCACAGACGUGUAUAUGUGUGUGUUCCAUGUAUUCAUUUGGCACAGGCACUCUAUGGUACAGAUGUGAUACUUUUUGAAUAAAUAACUGAAAUACAGCACCA